Messenger RNA from Guillardia theta CCMP2712, 2771 nucleotides. Its product is annotated as 26S proteasome regulatory complex, subunit RPN1. Gene Ontology annotation, biological process: regulation of protein catabolic process; proteasome-mediated ubiquitin-dependent protein catabolic process. The record is from RefSeq and is a predicted model, not a curated record. Gene Ontology annotation, cellular component: proteasome regulatory particle, base subcomplex; proteasome storage granule; proteasome complex. The coding region runs from base 1 to 2757 and encodes 918 amino acids. Gene Ontology annotation, molecular function: enzyme regulator activity. The transcript has 13 exons. NCBI's taxonomy places the organism in Eukaryota, Cryptophyceae, Pyrenomonadales, Geminigeraceae.
AUGGCGCAAGACAAUGCUGGAGGAGGCGCAGAAGGCAAGGCCAAGGAGGAGAAGAAGAAGACCAAAGCAGAGAUUAAGAAGGAAGAAGAGAUGAGCCCUGAGGACAUCGAACUUCGCGAUCGCCUUGCCCUUCUGGCUGAACGAGUGAAAGAUGUCGAUGCGGCUGUGGCCAAGGCUUCGCUAGACGCGAUGAAGGAGGAGAUUCGGGCAGCAACCAGCUCGAUGACUUCAGUCCCCAAGCCAUUGAAGUUUUUGAGACCCCACUACCAAGGGCUGAAGGAUUUCUUCAGUAGUAUGAUGGACAGCGAAAACAAGACUCUUCUUGCUGACGUGCUAUCGGUGCUGGGAAUGACCAUGGCUGGGUCCGGAACAAGAGAGAGCUUGAAGUACAAGUUGUCUGGCGCUAAGGGGGGACUGGACGUCUGGGGCUUCGAAUACGUCAAGAACUUGGCAGGGGAGAUUGGUCUUGAGUGGACACAUAGGAAGACGACAGACCAGAGCACUGAUGACCUGAAAGAACUAGUUGAAGAGAUCGUUCCAUUCAAUAUCAAACAUGGUAGUGAGCCAGAAGCGUGCGAUCUUCUCAUGGAGGUCGACCUUCUCCCUCGGGUCCUUGAACAUGUUGCCGAGAACAACUACAGUAGAAUUGCCUUGUAUCUCACAAGUUGUGCUUCCUACGUGCCAGAGCCUGAAGAUAGCAUGAUCUACAACGUUGUUUUUCAAAUUUACAAGAAAGUGAACAGGUUUCCGGAAGCACUUCGGAUUGCCAUCAGAUUGAAUGAUGCUCAGCUUGCUGAAGAAGUUCUCAGCUCAUGUGAAGAUGAAGACAUCAAGAAACAACUGGCUUUCAUGGUUGCUCGACAUGGAGCUCUGAAUUUGACCAGCGAAGACGAGGCGCUCACUGAGAUUCUUGGAAAUACCCACCUUAGCGGCCAUUUUUUGUCACUUGCUCGUGAUCUUGACGUGUUUGAGGCCAAGACUCCAGAAGAGAUCUACAAAUCCCAUUUGACGGAGACAAGGACUUCGAUGGAAAAUCUCCAGUCUGCGCGAGCCAACCUCGCGUCUUCUUUCGUGAAUGCCUUCGUUAACGCAGGAUUCGGAAAUGACAAGCUUCUCACCGGCGACAGCAAGGCACUCUCUACCUGGAUUUACAAAUGCGGCUCACAAGACUCUGCACAUGGGAAAAUGAGUGCUGCUGCGUCCUUAGGAAUGAUUUUGAUGUGGGACGUUGACAGUGGUCUUAAUCAAGUGGUCCGAUUGACUGAGAUCAAUGAGGAUUACAUCCAGGCUGGUGCAUCGCUUGCUUCAGGAAUUGUGAGCGCCAAUGUUCGAAGCGAGUGCGACCCUGUGCAUGCCUUGCUAUCGGAUAAAGUAGAAGACAAGAAGCUAUCUACAAUUCAAAGGGUUGGCGCAGUGUUAGGCUUGGGGCUUGCAUAUGCAGGAACACAGAAGGAAGACAUCUUAGAUCUGCUUACACCAAUAAUUGCUGAUCCAGAGAUUGAUAUUGAUUUGUUCUCCAUGGCUUCCCUGGCUUUAGGAUUUGUGUUUGUUGGUAGCAAGAAAGCCGAUAUUGCCGAGAAUAUCAUUCAGGGUCUUUUGGAUCGAUAUUCAGAUGAUCAGAAGGUCGUUAAAGAUGCCGCCUCGCGUUUCGCAUGCCUGGGAUUGGGCCUCAUCUUCCUGGGACAGCAGGAAGCUGCAGAUGUCACCAUGGAAGCCUUGAAGGCUGUCCCUGGCCAGAUUGGUCAAUACUGCAGCCUUACCGUUGAGACUUGCGCCUAUGCUGGAAGUGGUAAUGUGAUGAAGGUACAGAAGAUGCUUGGAAUUUGUGCAGAACAUCUCGAGGAAAACAAUAGCCACCAAGCAGUAGCAGCUAUCGGAAUUGCUUUGGUAGCCAUGGGGGAGGAAAUGGGAGCAGAAAUGACCUCAAGGAGCUUUGAGCACAUGCUUCAGUAUGGGGAAGUCAAUCUAAGGAGGGUUGUUCCCUUGGCGGUUGGCUUUUUGCACAUGUCGAAUCCGAAACCGACAGUCAUCGACAUGCUUAGCAAGCUUUCUCAUGAUGGAGAUUCGGAAGUAGCGCAGGGUGCGAUCAUUUCGCUUGGUUUUGUGGGUUCUGGCACGAACAAUUCUAGAAUCGCCCUCCUGUUGAGGCAGCUUUCGACUUAUUAUGGCAAGGAUUCAAAUACGCUGUUUGUUGUCAGAAUUGCUCAGGGUCUUUUGCACAUGGGCAAGGGGUUGAUGACAAUUUCUCCUCAAUAUUCCGACAGAUUGUUGACCUCUCCCACUGCCUUGGCUGGAAUUCUCGCCGUGAUGCAUUCCUGCAUGGACUUCAAAAACGUCAUUUUGGGGAAAUACCAUUAUAUGCUCUACAUGAUCUCGAUUGCAAUGCAACCGCGUAUGCUUGUCACGGUCGAUGAACAGCUCAAGCCUCUCCCCGUUUCCGUCAGGGUUGGACAAGCAGUGGAUGUUGUGGGACAAGCUGGAAAGCCCAAGUCCAUCACUGGUUUUGCAACACAUACAACCCCUGUGUUGCUUGCGUAUGAACAGAGGGCUGAACUUGCAACCGACCAGUACCUGCCCCUGACCUCGGUGUUGGAGGGCUUCGUCAUCUUGAAGGAGAAUCCUGACUGGAAAGCGGAUGCUGAGAAGAGCUCGCCGUCAAAGAAGGCCGAAGCCAUGGAGAUUCAUGACGAUCACCUCAAGAAGAUGGCGCUGAAGAUGGCCAAUGUGAGACCGGAUCAGAGAAUGUACGGCAAAUAAACGCCUGAACCUUG